AUGCAACUUUACUGUGGUAACCGCUUGUUUCCCUCUUCUCAUUGCCGCUCCAUUUACCGAGGCUUUGGAGGAGAUUACACAAGGGCUUACUCUAGAGCAACUUCAGUGGCGCGUGAAGCCAUUGCGUUUGGUGCUGAGAAUCAGAUAUCGGAACAGUUUGCUUGUGAGCUAAGAAAACCCACUAAGAACGCAUUUAUCAGAGGUCAUAUCUCUGGAUUUGGAUAUGGUUUGUCUCAGUUUCUAGCGUACUGUUCCUACGCUCUUGGUCUUUGGUACAUCUCGGUUUUGAUUGAGCGCAAGGAGACAAACUUUGCGGAUAGUAUCAAAUCCUUCAUGAUAUUGCUCGUCACGGUUUACGCUGUAGCGGAAACACUUACUUUGACCCCGGAUAUUGUGAAGGGCACGCAAGCACUCAAGUCAGUUUUUAGGGUUUUACAUAGAGAGACUAAGAUACCUCCAGACCAACCUAACUCAAGAUUGGUCACUCAGAUUAAGGGGGAUAUAGAGCUGAAAAAAGUCAGCUUUGCAUAUCCUACAAGACCCGAAAUUGCCAUCUUCCAAAACCUAUAUCUCCGAGUUUCCGCUGGUAAAAGUCUUGCCGUUAUGGGAACAAGUGGUUCAGGAAAGAGCACGGUGAUCAGACUGAUUAUGAGAUUCUACGUUGCGAACAACGGAAAACUCUGCAUCGAUGGGCAGGACAUAAAAACCCUAAACCUACGUAGCUUGCGCAAGAAGUUAGCGUUAGUCCAGCAAGAACCAGCUCUGUUUUCAACAACCAUAUAUGAGAACAUCAAGUACGGGAAAGAAGAGAUCAUCGAGGCAGCAAAAGCUGCGAACACGCACGAGUUCAUAAGCAGGAUGGAACAAGGGUACCAGACGCACAUGGGUGAACAGGGGGUGCAGUUAUCAGGUGGUCAGAAACAGAGAGUGGCUAUCGCGAGGGCGGUUCUGAAGGAUCCUUCAGUGCUUCUCCUUGAUGAGGCAAUGAGUGCUUUGGACACGAGCUCGGAGAAGCUGGUCCAAGAAGCCCUAGAAAAGCUGAUGAAGGGACGAACCACGGUGUUGGUGGUUCAUAGACUCUCGAUCAUGGCUUGA
Thlaspi arvense is the source of this 1095-nucleotide messenger RNA. NCBI's taxonomy places the organism in Eukaryota, Viridiplantae, Streptophyta, Magnoliopsida, Brassicales, Brassicaceae. The record is from the annotation of a GenBank genome assembly.